AUCAAUAUUUAAUGCCCGGAGAUUCUAGCUCUGCAGGAGUCAUGUCAGGGGACCUCUCGAGCCAAUCUGCUUGGGUUGAGGAGUGAUAAUUAUUCAUGGGCUCCUGCCUCUUGCUCCUUCUUUUGCACAGCCCCACUCUGCUGACUCAGUGCCUUAGUCUUCUCUCUCUCCCUCUCUGCCUCUCCACUGCUGUAGCUGGACCUCUUUGCCUUCACAACCUCUGAGCAUCUCUACACCCACGAUGGCUAAAACUGCAAUGGCCUACAAGGAAAAGAUGAAGGAGCUGUCCAUGCUGUCUUUGAUCUGUUCCUGUUUCUACCCGGAACCUCGCAACAUCAAUAUAUACACAUAUGAUGAUAUGGAAGUUAAACAGAUCAACAAACGUGCCUCUGGCCAAGCUUUCGAACUGAUCUUAAAGCCACCUUCUCCAGUCUCAGAAGCUCCACGAACUUUAGCCUCUCCAAAGAAGAAAGAUCUGUCCCUUGAGGAGAUCCAGAAAAAGCUGGAAGCUGCAGAGGAAAGGAGAAAGUCCCAGGAGGCCCAGGUGCUGAAGCAACUGGCAGAAAAGAGAGAACAUGAACGAGAAGUCCUUCUGAAGGCUAUGGAGGAGAACAACAACUUCAGCAAAAUGGCAGAGGAAAAACUGAUACUGAAAAUGGAACAGAUCAAAGAAAACCGUGAAGCUAACCUAGCUGCUCUUGUUGAACGCCUUCAGGAGAAGGAGAGGCAUGCUGCAGAGGUCCGCAGAAACAAGGAGCUCCAGGUGGAACUGUCUGGCUGAGCCCAACAGUGGAGAGGGUGAAAUAACUCCCCAUCCAACUCCCCUGCCGAUAUUAUUACAGAUCAUGAGAUAUUAGUAUGGGAAAUGUAUGACAUGGUUUAAAUCAAAAGAAAAGAAACAAGAACUCAAUAAAAACAAAACAAAAAAACAAAACAAACAAAAGAUAAAACAAUGCAGUCUUUGCAGAAUGAUUUGCUUGAUGUUUAAAAAAUAAAACUUGGAUCUUAUUUUGUAAAUACUUACAUUUUUGUUAAAAAAUACAAGUAUUGCAUUAUGCAAGUUAUUUCAUAAUCUUUACAUGUCCUGUAACAGGCUUUUGAUGUUGUCUACUUCCAUUCAGUUUGACUUUGUUAGGACUUUACUAUGAAGUUCCCUGCAGCAAAAUCCAUGCCGAGCUAUACUCAUUCCAACUGAACAAGCAAGUCAGUAGAACGUCUAUGGUGCUAGAGUCCAGUCAUGGCCUGAUUACCUAGAAAGGUUUGCAAUCAAUACACUUCCCUAAGACAAUAAGAAAAUUAUGGGCAUUGUGACUUGACAGAGCAGUUCUGACAAUAUCCCCUUAGAACAUUAAGCAAUCAAAAUUGAUUGACAACCU
Messenger RNA from Elgaria multicarinata webbii, 1376 nucleotides. It is a transcript of the gene STMN2, whose product is annotated as stathmin 2. The coding region runs from base 242 to 781 and encodes 179 amino acids. Lineage: Eukaryota; Metazoa; Chordata; Lepidosauria; Squamata; Anguidae. Gene Ontology annotation, cellular component: neuron projection; cytoplasm; growth cone. The record is from RefSeq and is a predicted model, not a curated record. Gene Ontology annotation, biological process: microtubule depolymerization; neuron projection development; regulation of microtubule polymerization or depolymerization. Gene Ontology annotation, molecular function: tubulin binding. The transcript has 5 exons.